Messenger RNA from Saccoglossus kowalevskii, 4591 nucleotides. RefSeq names its product obscurin-like. NCBI's taxonomy places the organism in Eukaryota, Metazoa, Hemichordata, Enteropneusta, Harrimaniidae. The record is from RefSeq and is a predicted model, not a curated record. Gene Ontology annotation, biological process: cell-cell adhesion. Gene Ontology annotation, molecular function: cell adhesion molecule binding. Gene Ontology annotation, cellular component: cell-cell junction; plasma membrane.
AUGGCGUAUUGUCGUGGAAAAAAGAUGGCACCACCUCUUAGCAACGACGCCACUAUCGUCGCUGCUGACUCACGCCUGACUAUUCUGAACCCGUCUGUUGGCGAAUACAACCUACAAAUCGAUGAUGUCAGCGUAAAUGACGUAGGAAGUUACGUGUGUUUCGUGUCUGAGGAUACCGCAAUUGGGGAUUCGUCAAUUCAAAGUAAUCCCGCGAAUUUGAUAAUGCAGGAUGCUGCUGUUCAAAAUAUGACUAGCGUUCCUGAAGAUACAGAGACGAUCACAGGGUUGGAAGUUUCACUCGAAUGUUCCGUGUUCCAUAAAGAAGGCAAUGUCAUUUGGUCUAAAGAUGGUGUCGAUAUUAGCAACGAUGUGUUCAUUACAAAUGGCGAUUCUCAACUAUCAAUUGUUGGUGAUCAAUCAGCUGGAGAGUAUUAUCUAAGAAUUAGUAGUGCAGCUCUAUCAGAUACAGGCGUGUAUCAGUGCAGAGUAACACCAGCUGAUAACAGUGAAGAAAUUAUAUCACCACAGGCCAUAUUAACAGUGGAAGAACCACAAUCGUUUAUCGUAGAACCAGUUGAAGAAGUGGCAGUAGAAGGUGACGUCAUAGUCUUGACAUGUUCUGUAGAAAACAAGCACGGAACGCUGCAUUGGAAGAAAGACGGCGCCAUUUUAACUGAAGAUAUGCAAAUAACUGCCAACGAUCCAAGUCUCAGUGUAGUGACGUCACAGCCAGGAAGAGAGUACAACUUGCAAAUCAAUGCCCUCAGCAUGGAGCAUAUGGGAGAGUAUUUGUGUCAUGUAACUAGCGCAGCCAAUGGAGACGUUGCGAUUGACAGUGAUUCAGUGAAAUUAACAGUGUAUGAUGCAGCUGUUCAAGAUUUUACCACUGUUCCUGUGGACACCAACAUCGUGGCGGGGAAAUCAGUUAUGCUUGAUUGCGUAGUCAGUAAUAAGGAAGGUGAUGUAAUCUGGUCCAAAGAUGGUGUUGAUAUUACUAAAGAUGGGACAGUCAUCAACGGCGAUGCCCGAUACAGCAUUGCGGGUGACGCGACAAAUGGUCAUUAUAACCUGCAGAUAGACGACGCUGAGGUCACUGAUACUGGUGAAUUCCAAUGCCGUGCAACUGCAGCAGAUAACAGUGAUGAAAUUAGUACGCCCAAAAUAGAUUUGGUAGUAGACGAUCCUCAGACAUUUAUUGAAAAACCAGAUGAUGCCACUAUCACAGAAGGCGAAACAGUAAUAUUUAAUUGCUCUGUGAGUAAUAAACAUGGCACUCUACACUGGAAGAAGGACAGAAACACCAUCAGUACUGACAUGACUAUCGAUGUUAAUGACCCCAAUAUAGCCAUUGUUUCUGAUAAUCCGGGGGUUACAUAUAAUCUAAAGAUGAAGAAUGUUAUUCCUGAUGAUGCAGGAGUGUAUGUGUGCUACGUCACAGAGGCAACUAAUGGCGACUCUUCUAUUGAAAGCCAGGCUGCAACACUAACUGUGUUUGAUCUUGCUAUACAACAGCUUGGGACAACACCAUCAGACUUGGACUUGGAGGUUGUUGAAGGAAGUACUGUGGUACUACAGUUUUCUGUGCAGCACAAAGAGGGAUUUGUUAUUUGGUCAAAAGAUGGUGCGGAUAUAUCCAAUGAUGUCACUAUUCUCAAUGGAGAUCCACGCCUAAGUAUGGUCGGUGAUCACACGUCUGGUGAAUAUAAUCUGCAGAUUACUGAUCUUUCUGCAGAAGAUUCAGGCAGUUAUCAGGCCCGGGUAACAUCAGCAGAUAAUAGUCCAGAAAUUCAUGCUGAAGCAUACACUUUAAGUGUUGAAGCAAGUCAAUCAUUCACCACAGAACCAAGUGAUAUUGGAGAAGUUGAAGGGGAAACAAUUACGUUACCAUGUUCCGUUAGUAACAAACAUGGCAGUUUGUCAUGGAAGAAAGAUGGUGUUGUCAUCAGUAACGAUGGUGUCAUAUCAGUUUCCGAUCCUCGUCUCAGCAUAGUGAGUCCAGCACUUGGAAGCGAUUACAACCUACGGAUUGACAAUAUCAAUCUCGGUGAUGACGGAGAAUACACAUGUUAUGUGUCCGAAGCUGAUAAUGGUGACGCUGCAAUUGAAAGUGGUAUUGCAAAGCUGACUGUUUAUGAUUCUGAAGUACAAAACUUCACAACCGUUCCCAGUGAUGUCAUCUUAGAAGUUGGUGAAACAGUUCUGCUCACAUGUACAGUGUACCACAAAGAAGGCACACUUAUAUGGUCCAGAAAUGGAGAAGAUAUCAGUAAUGAUGUUACCAUAACGACCGAUGAUAACAAUUAUUCUAUUAUCGGAGAUCAUGAUAGUGGGGAAUAUAAUUUACAAAUCACUAAUGCACAGCCAGUCGACUCUGGGCAGUAUGAAUGCUGGGUGACAGAGGGUGACAACAGUGACCAGAUUCGAAGUGGAGAGGUGUCUGUUAGCAUCAGGGGACCCGACUCGCCACUUAGAGGAUACCCUAAGUGCACAUCAAGCACAGAAGAUAAACUUAUUCUCGGGGAAACACUCAUCUUAGUAUGUGAAUCUAUUGGAGGCAAUCCAGCAGCGAAUUUACGUUGGGUCCAAGAUGGCAUGAUACAAGAAGGUAUCGCUAUGGAUACGAACACAGAAGUGCGUCUGAGUUUGGUGCUGACUGUAACAGAAGACUUACUGGGGACAGAGUUCAUCUGCCAAUCAAAUCAUCCAACAUUUUAUAUUCCAGAGACAUGCAGUAUUGGUCCAUUGGAUAUUGACAUUUCUCAGACACAGGUUGUCCUGUUUUCAAAAGACACUGACAAAACUACUAAAGAAGGAGCCAACAUGGUUAUGGAAUGCACUGCCCUGAAUAAAGCAGGCACUCUCCAUUGGAUUAAAGAUGGACAGAUGAUCAGCAGCGACACUGUCAUGGAAACGGGACAGUAUGACGCCAACAGGUAUUCCAUCCGUGGCGAUCAGUCUGUUGGUGAAUACUUCCUAAACAUCGACGAUGUCAGAAAUUCAGAUGCUGGAACUUACUACUGUUUGUUGUCGUCAAACGAAGACGGAAUGCCGAUGAUGUCAUCGAAAGCAAUCAACUUCCAUAUAGACGAUGCCAUUCCACCAAAUAUUAACUUUCCGCAAUGUACAAUAUCCAGUGAUUACGUCAUUGAUGGAGAUACGGUGUUAUUGACAUGUAUUACUAAGGGUGGUGACCCUCCAGCAACUUUACAAUGGGAUCAAGAUGGUCAGAAUCGUGAAGGCAUUUACAUAGAUGAAUCAAUAGUGGGGUUACAAAUCAACGCUAGUGCCGAAGUUAAUGGAAAUACAUUCACGUGCACAUCAAGUCAUUCAACAUUUGAGAAUCCGCGAACAUGUGUUAUUGAGCUCAGAGUUGAAAGUCGACCAACAGAUACUGGCACUUCAGUCGGAUUUUGGAUAACCCUAAUAUUUUUGAUAAUAGCACUAAUUGUGAUACUUUUGAUACUGUUUUUCUGUGUAUAUAAAAGGCGGGAAGACGAAAAAGAAUAUAAUCAACAAGGUUACAAAAGAAACAAUGACAUCGAGUCAAGUUUAGCGUCAUUACCUUCGAGAGAUGAGCUGUAUACUCAUACUGGUAAACCUACGGGAGACGGGUUGUACAUUAACCGACCUGUCAUAAAUACUGACUUCACGGACGUCCCGGCGGAUGCCAUGAAUGUGGGAGCCGGGGUAUCACAGACCGUGGAAAAUAAACCUGUACAAAUCCGAGAAAAACGUAAGACGGACGAGGCGACUAAAAAGCCAAAAAAGAAGAAGAAACCAAGAAGAAAUCAAAAAGAACUGAACGCUAUGCAAUAGAUACAGAAGACACAAUUGAUAAGCUAGAGCGACGUAGCAAACACAAGAAGAAGGAUAAGUAUGAAAUACACCCUCCGAGUAGAAGUAAUUAUGCCCGAGCAGAAUCCGAAAGUGAAAUGACUUUUCCUUCUUACAAUGAAACCCACGAUUCCGGACGGCAUCACUACGGAUUCUCCAACGGAGGCGUACACAAACAUCGACGAUUUCUGACGUCAACGCCCAACCAAAUGGGGUAUCUUAAUACAGGCUAUUCGCCGCUCAUGCUACGACCUAUGCAAAGAAAACCAAUUAGGGUAACUCCUUCGCCAGUCGAUGGUGGGUUAAUAGGACAAUUUCCGCAACCAAUGUUAAUGAGUUAUACCCAUCCAGAAUCUGUGUCAAAUGUCCUAUCAGGAACGUCUGACAGAAAUGAACACAUUAAGAUGUUGCGGGAGCAGCUUAGGCAGUCUCGUACUUGAACCAAGCAAACAAAGUCUUUAACUUGCUCUCCAAUAGUGCAUACAUGGUCAUAUAUAUCACUCAUUUUUCAAAUUAACGAUAUAUUGUAUACAUAUAUAUUUUAUCUAAUGACAGAAAUCUCGUUUGAGCCAUUAAAACAAAUAUUUCAGGAAUAAUUUUCGGGAAUAAUAAUUUGUUUGUAUAAAUGUUUAAGAAAAUAAUGCAGCUCCAUUACAAUUUUGCAAAUCACUAGCACCUAGUUUAUAGAAUUUAAAUGCCACAUUUAUGCUUUAAACAGUUCAUCAAUGUAUCUAAUUUGAUAUCACGUCCGCACAUU